This is a messenger RNA of Nanorana parkeri, 1541 nucleotides long. It is a transcript of the gene ZC3H15, whose product is annotated as zinc finger CCCH-type containing 15. The record is from RefSeq and is a predicted model, not a curated record. Bases 113 to 1396 code for a protein of 427 amino acids. Gene Ontology annotation, cellular component: cytosol. The transcript has 10 exons. Gene Ontology annotation, molecular function: mRNA binding; metal ion binding. Gene Ontology annotation, biological process: cytoplasmic translation. NCBI's taxonomy places the organism in Eukaryota, Metazoa, Chordata, Amphibia, Anura, Dicroglossidae.
UGCCGUUGCUGUCACUCUCGCGGGGUCUAUGUGAUGACGUCACCGCUACUUUAGCCGUAAAGCGAGGCCUCGUGUGCGGCGGUGGCGGCGGAAUAGCGCUUCUUCUUUUGCAAUGCCACCUAAAAAGCCUCAGGCGCCGCAGCCUACGAAGAAGACGGACCAGAAGAAGAAGGAGAAGGUCAUCGAGGACAAAACAUUUGGUCUAAAGAACAAGAAAGGUGCCAAGCAGCAAAAAUUCAUCAAAAAUGUUACUCAUCAAGUGAAGUCUGGCCAGCAGAACCCUCGGCUGAUUGCACAAACUGAGGGUGACAAGAAAACGAAAAAAGAUGACAAAAAGAAAGAAAUUCAAGAAUUGAAUGAACUAUUUAAGCCGGUAGUAGUUGCACAAAAGGUCAGCAAAGGUGUUGAUCCAAAAUCUGUUGUCUGUGCAUUCUUCAAGCAAGGACAGUGCACAAAAGGCGACAAGUGCAAAUUCUCCCAUGACCUGUCUUUAGAAAGAAAAUGUGAGAAGAGAAGUGUUUAUUUUGAUGGAAGAGAUGACGAGCUUGAAAAAGAUACAAUGGAUAAUUGGGAUGAGAAGAAGUUGGAGGAGGUGAUCAAAAAGAAACAUGGUGGUGAAGCUGAAAUGAAAAAAACCAAGACUCAAAUCGUCUGCAAGUUCUUCCUUGAAGCUAUAGAAAACAACAAAUAUGGCUGGUUUUGGGUAUGUCCUGGUGGAGGUGACGUCUGCAUGUACCGCCAUGCAUUACCUCCUGGAUUUGUGCUGAAGAAAGACAAAAAGAAAGAAGAGAAGGACGAUGAAAUUUCAUUAGAAGAAUUGAUAGAGAAAGAGCGAGCAGCUCUUGGACCAAAUGUUACCAGGAUCACCUUAGAAUCUUUUCUUGCAUGGAAAAAACGAAAAAGGCAAGAACGAAUCGAAAAAGCCGAAGAAGAGAUGGAAAAAAGAAAAGCAGACUUCAAUGCUGGAAAAUCCUUCGGGAUAAGCGGUCGUGAAGUAUUUGAAUUCCGACCUGAGCUUGUAGACGAUGAUGAUGAAGAAGCAGAUGACACUCAGUACUCAAUAGAUGAAGAUGAAGACGAGACUGAUUCAUCAGAUGUUCAAGAUAUUGACCUGAGUCGGUUUGUUCUGAAAGAUGUUGAUGAAACCGGAAUAACAGUCGCCAGCAAUGAACGUUUCAGCACAUAUAUCAUCACAUCAACAGAAAGAGAGGAUGAUAUAAAGUUGAGUGAAGCGUCAGGAGGAGAAAUCCAAAAUGGUGAGCAUAGCAACUUUGAAGAAGAAAGUGAAGAGGAGGAAGAAGAUAAUUUGAUAGACGACGUGCCUGUUGAUGAAAACCUUUUUACUGGAGAAGAUUUGGAUGAACUUGAGGAACAGCUAAACACACUUGAGGAAUAAUUCUCCCCAUUCACAGUUCACAUCUCUAGUGAGCUAUUCAGACUGCCAAGCCCUUCAACAUUUUUAUUAUUUUAAACUACAACGUUUAAUUGUUCCCCUACUGCUUCUUCAGUGCACAUCAAGAAGAGAAAUAAAAACAAUAAAA